AUGUGGAUGGAUACCAAAACGGAGGUGGAGGAGGCCAGCAGGAAUCGUGCCAGCCUCAGUCGGCGUGUGGUGAGCGUUCUGCUGUUGUGUACUGGGGACAUGCAGCACCUGGAUAAGUACAUGCAGGACAAACAAUUUGUGCUGCAGCUGGCAAUGUGGGGCCUGAGAGGGGUGAGCAGGGUGAUCCUAGCCAACAACCCGCUGAGCGGUGCUCUCAUUAUGGCCGCACUGUACUGGGCUUCCCCCUGGCAGGGCCUGCUGGGAACUCUGGGUGUACUGGCCUCUACGCUAACGGCUGUCAUCAUAGGGCAAGACAGUGCCGAGGUGUCAGGAGGUCUCCAUGGUUUUAACGGCAUGUUGGUGUCUCUGCUGAUGGGAGUGUUCAGCUCUGCAGGAGACUGGUACUGGUGGCUGCUGCUGCCUGUCUGCUUUGGGUCAGCUAUAUGUGUCUUUCUGUACAGUGGUCUCUCCCCGUUGUUGGACCGCUGGGACUUGCCUGUCGCAGUGUUUCCUUUCAACAUCAUCAUUGUCCUUUACCUCCUAUGUACCGGCCCAGACAACCCUUACUUCCCGCACCACACGGCUACGCCAGCGGGGCUGCAGGAGCACAAUGGCACCAAGCUCAUUGCAGUCGAGGUUACGCGUGGCAUCCUCCUGGGUGUGGGUCAGAUCUUCGCCUGUGGAGCUUUGGGGCCCUCCCUCCUCAUCCUGGGUGCUGUUCUGCUCUACUCCCCCCUGCUGGCCGCCCAUGCCCUGCUGGGAUCAGCAGUGGGAACGUUGGCUGGUUUAUCCAUGGCGGUGCGUCAUGAUUCUCUGUACUCAGGCCUGUCGGGGUUUAAUGGAGCCCUGGGCUGCAUGGCUGUUGGAGGACUCUUCUUCACCUUCAGCUGGAGGACCCACCUCUUUGCCAUCGCCAGCGCCUUCCUCUCUGCUUAUGCUGACAUCGCUCUGAGAAAUCUGCUGGGGACUGUUGGUCUCCCAGCAUGCAGUUGGGCAGCAACUCUGACAGCUACUCUGAUGUUGCUGCUGACCGGCAGUUUAGCAGUAUACCGCAUCCCUAUUGGUCAAGUCAUGGCCCCUGAACGCAACUUGCUCUCCCGCAGCCAAUGGGAAGCUGGGAAAACUGCAGACAGGGAGAGCACUGAUGUGUAACGUAUUACACUGUACUAGAACUUUUAACUUCUCCAUAGGAUGAACUGGACCAAACAUAGAAACUCUUUUAUUGUAAACACUUUAUAAAUAGAUUUUUUUGAAAAAAUGAACCCCCAUUCCACAAUAGGCUCUCAAAUGACUCUAGAAAAAUGUUUUUUACACUUUGAGGAAGCCUACACUACACAUUUUGUCCAAAAUGUGGCAAUGUAUGUUCAGCAGCGAAAUAAUGAAAAUGUUUGAGGUAUCCCAGUUGUUAUAUAAGCCUCUGUAAAUAAGUUUUGCCAUUUCGUUUUUUUCAGGAAGUAAAUUUUACUUACCAUGACCCUCAAAAAAGCCAAAUAAACAGCCGUUUAAGGGGAAAGAAAGCGUCUUUUAAUAGGCAUGAAAUCAACAAAGUCAGUUAAAAAAAAAAAUCAUUCUUUUGAACUGUUAUUGGCAAUUAAAAACACAAACUUAAUUCAACAGUAGUUAUUUUUAACCCCUUCAUUACCCUGCAUAGACAUACUACGACAAAGCACGCACUGGGACUCAUUGUAAAAACAGACAUGAACACGUAUCUAAAUGCAGGCAGACAGUGAGUACACACAGAUGACAUGUGAUGCUUUUCUGCAA
Anoplopoma fimbria (sablefish) is the source of this 1764-nucleotide messenger RNA. RefSeq names its product urea transporter 2. Gene Ontology annotation, cellular component: membrane. Lineage: Eukaryota; Metazoa; Chordata; Actinopteri; Perciformes; Anoplopomatidae. The coding region runs from base 1 to 1152 and encodes 383 amino acids. The transcript has 8 exons. Gene Ontology annotation, biological process: urea transmembrane transport. The record is from RefSeq and is a predicted model, not a curated record. Gene Ontology annotation, molecular function: urea transmembrane transporter activity.